AUGGAGUCGGCAGCUUAUAUCUUUGCUCACGCUGUUGUUGACAGUUCGUGUAAACAAAACGCGCUUUUGUUUCGUUUGAAAGAAAUUAAUUCUCAAAAAAUAAGACAGGCUAGACUUGUGUCGUAUUCAACAAAAUCGCCCUUUCUGCUCAGUACUAGGGCGCGGCGUUCGUGGUGCUAUUUCGUUUGGCCGCUGGAAGAGGAGAACGCUACGGAAGGAGGCGUCGUGAGGGAGACCAUCAAGGUGUUGGAAGGUCCAUCCAAACCUUCUCUGCAGGCUCAUCUCGGCUUAGGUCGUCUUUCUGAAACCCAGCGAGGAGGAGAUCAUAUCAGGUGUUCGCCGCGCCCUAUCAUGGAGCUCUCCGCGCUGCCUGGUCCCGCCGUUGACAGCGCCUGCUGUCGCCAGUGAGCCGUAGCGGGAUGUUGUGCGGCGAGUUCUCGAGUCGAGCAUCGCCCCUCAGCCUGAGCCUGCACCUGAGCCUGGCCGACACGCGCAGCCCCUACUUCACUCUGCUCGCCUUCUGCCAGGGCAUGGCCG
This is a messenger RNA of Schistocerca cancellata (South American locust), 537 nucleotides long. RefSeq lists its product as uncharacterized. The transcript is spliced from 8 exons. NCBI's taxonomy places the organism in Eukaryota, Metazoa, Arthropoda, Insecta, Orthoptera, Acrididae. The record is from RefSeq and is a predicted model, not a curated record. Bases 1 to 408 code for a protein of 135 amino acids.